Cebus imitator (Panamanian white-faced capuchin) is the source of this 4863-nucleotide messenger RNA. RefSeq names its product zinc finger and BTB domain containing 38 (gene ZBTB38). Gene Ontology annotation, biological process: negative regulation of transcription by RNA polymerase II; regulation of cytokine production; regulation of immune system process. The transcript has 2 exons. Bases 1154 to 4741 code for a protein of 1195 amino acids. Gene Ontology annotation, molecular function: protein binding. NCBI's taxonomy places the organism in Eukaryota, Metazoa, Chordata, Mammalia, Primates, Cebidae. The record is from RefSeq and is a predicted model, not a curated record.
CAUCCUUGUGAUUAGCUGGAGGUUCACUCUUGUUCAGGAGCCAGAAUGUAAACGGCUCUUCCCUUUGCCCUCCCAGAGAGGUAGCAGUCAACUGAGAGGUACGGAGCCACCUUCCAUUCAAUCAGCUAGUCCUUUGGGGUCACAAAGAAAUGAUGGUUGACCUUUGAAACCAACUCUUGAUGAUAAGUUCACCCCUAAAAUAAAAAUUUUCAGGGGACAGGAACUCUGGGACACAGCAUUCUGAUUUUAAAAUACCUUCUAUUAAUACAUUUUGGGACUCUGAGUGUCAGUGGAAUUUGGGUAAAACAAGAAAUGGAGACACAGCACUCAGAGGCUUCAGGGAGAUUCUCUAAGCCUGUUUGCCAGAUUUCUUAAGCAAGCAGGUGCCCAGGCAAGCUUGAUCCUGAGAUGAACCCAAGGUGUACCAGCUACCCUGAAACACUGCUGCAUUUCAAAAAGAAAAAAGAAACCCAGGACCUUUCCCCGCUUUCAUCUUUCCAAGCAAGCAACCUAAAAUAUUUAACUGGGCCCAUUGCAUCAUUCAUGAAUCUGACAGUACUCGUUCUCACAAUCCUAUGUGCACGCAACUACAAGUCCAGGCCCUUAAUGUUUACCUUCUCCAGAUAAUAGGUGAGGCUGUCCAAGAUGGCCUCCCUCUCUGCUGAGUUCACUCCAGCAGCUUCCCAAUGGUGGCCUUUAGAACAGCCUGAAUUUCAAUUAAAAAAUAAGCUUCCCUGUCACACUGUGCCUUCUUGAAUCUGAUAGCUUAAGCGCAGUAAAGUCUGAUAAAUGUAGCUUUUCUGUGCGCAUUUCAGGCCGCAUUUAGAAGGCAAAAUCAAGAGGAUUUUCCUUUUCCUAGACACAGCUCAGCUCUAUAAAGGGCUUCUGUUUUGUAAUCUGUUUUCGAGAUCUGAUGCAUGUGUUUCUAACACCCCGUCACGUGAGGAGGUCUGACGUAGUCACCCAACAUGACUAUGAGAAAAUAUACUGCAAAGAUGUGUGUGGGAUGGUGCAGCCAGCUCACUGAAGCAAAGUGUCCUUUGUCAGAAAACUUUCCGCAGUGAAUAACAGACCCGUGCAGCAGAUUUCACUUUGAUAUGGGCCCUGCGCUGGCCCAGUAUGGACUGCGGGUUUGACUUUUGCAGGAUUCCAGAUGACAGUCAUGUCCCUUUCCAGGGACCUCAAGGACGACUUUCACAGUGACACGGUGCUCUCCAUCUUAAAUGAGCAGCGCAUUCGGGGCAUUUUAUGCGAUGUCACUAUCAUUGUGGAAGAUACCAAAUUUAAAGCCCACAGCAAUGUUCUGGCAGCUUCAAGCCUGUAUUUUAAAAAUAUCUUUUGGAGCCAUACAAUCUGUAUUUCCAGCCAUGUCCUGGAGCUGGACGAUCUCAAAGCUGAAGUGUUUACUGAAAUACUUAAUUAUAUCUACAGUUCCACGGUCGUUGUCAAAAGACAGGAAACAGUCACUGACCUUGCAGCUGCAGGAAAAAAGCUGGGAAUAUCAUUCUUGGAAGACCUUACGGAUCGCAACUUCUCCAGUUCCCCAGGUCCCUAUGUAUUCUGUAUUACUGAAAAGGGAGUGGUCAAAGAAGAAAAAAAUGAAAAAAGGCAUGAAGAACCAGCCAUCACUAAUGGGCCAAGGAUCACAAAUGCAUUUUCCAUCAUCGAAACAGAAAAUAGUAAUAACAUGUUUUCCCCGCUGGACUUGAGGCCAAGUUUCAAAAAGGUCUCCGACUCCAUGAGAACAGCUAGCCUUUGCCUGGAGAGGACGGACGUCUGCCACGAGGCAGAGCCUGUCCGCACACUUGCCGAGCACUCAUACGCUGUUUCUUCCGUAGCCGAGGCUUACAGAAGUCAGCCUGUACGUGAACACGAUGGCAGUUCACCUGGGAACACAGGGAAAGAAAAUGGUGAAGCCCUUGCAGCGAAACCGAAAGCAUGCCGAAAGCCGAAGACGUCCUCCAUACCGCAGGAUUCUGACUCAGCUACAGAAAAUGUACCACCCCCUCCAGUAUCCAACUUAGAGGUCAAUCAAGAAAGAAGUCCACAGCCAGCUGCAGUUCUCGCUCGUUCGAAAUCUCCAAACAACGAAGGAGAUGUCCAUUUUUCCAGGGAAGAUGAAAAUCAGUCUUCUGAUGUUCCCGGGCCACCGGCAGCAGAGGUUCCACCUCUGGUGUACAAUUGUAGCUGCUGCUCCAAAGCCUUCGACAGCAGCACUCUGCUCAGUGCCCACAUGCAGCUUCACAAGCCAACCCAGGAGCCUUUAGUGUGCAAGUAUUGCAACAAACAGUUCACCACCCUGAACAGGUUGGAUCGGCAUGAACAGAUCUGCAUGAGGUCAAGCCACAUGCCCAUUCCUGGAGGAAACCAACGCUUUCUAGAAAACUAUCCUACCAUUGGACAGAAUGGAGGUUCAUUCACAGGUCCAGAACCUUUAUUAUCUGAAAAUAGGAUUGGUGAAUUUUCCAGUACUGGAGGUACUUUGCCAGACACAGACCACAUGGUUAAAUUUGUGAAUGGGCAAAUGCUCUAUAGUUGCGUUGUGUGCAAACGUAGUUACGUGACCUUAUCCAGCCUCCGAAGACAUGCAAAUGUUCACUCCUGGAGAAGAACAUACCCUUGCCAUUACUGCAACAAAGUAUUUGCAUUGGCUGAGUACAGGACAAGGCAUGAAAUCUGGCAUACAGGAGAAAGACGGUAUCAGUGCAUUUUCUGUCUUGAAACUUUCAUGACCUACUAUAUACUCAAAAAUCAUCAGAAGUCUUUCCAUGCCAUCGAUCACAGACUUUCCAUCAGUAAAAAAACAGCAAAUGGAGGCUUGAAGCCUAGUGUCUAUCCAUAUAAACUUUAUAGGCUACUGCCUAUGAAAUGCAAGAGAGCCCCUUAUAAGAGCUAUCGAACUUCUUCCUAUGAAAAUGCACGAGAGAACAGUCAAAUGAAUGAGUCUGCAGCUGGUACCUAUGUUGUUCAGAAUCCACACAGCUCUGAAUUACCUACGCUGAAUUUCCAAGAUAGUGUAAACACCCUGACCAACAGUCCAGCCAUCCCAUUGGAAACAUCUGCAUGUCAGGACAUACCCACUUCAGCCAAUGUUCAAAAUGCAGAAGCCACCAAAUGGGGAGAGGAGGCAUUGAAAGUUGAUCUUGACAAUAACUUUUAUUCAACUGAGGUGUCAGUUUCUUCCACUGAAAAUGCUGUCAGUUCUGACCUCCGGGCAGGGGAUGUACCUGUUUUAUCUUUGAGUAAUGGCAGUGAGAAUGCCGCCUCUGUGAUUAGCUACAGUGGCUCUGCACCCUCAGUCAUUGUGCACAGCAGCCAGUUUUCAUCGGUGAUCAUGCACAGCAAUGCCAUUGCUGCCAUGACCAGCAGCAACCACAGAGCCUUUUCAGACCCAGCUGCCAGUCAGUCCUUGAAAGAUGACAGUAAACCUGAGCCAGAUAAAGUGGGUAGGUUUGCAAGCAGGUCCAAAAGCAUUAAGGAGAAAAAGAAAACUACACCACAUAACAGGGGAGAAAUAAUGGAGGAGUCAAAAUACGUUGCUGAUCCUGGAGGAUCAUUGAGCAAAACCACAAAUACUGCUGAAGAAACCAGCAAAAUUGAAACCUACAUUGCGAAACCUGCCCUUCCGGGAACCUCCACAAAUAGUAACGUUGCACCCCUCUGCCAAAUAACAGUGAAAAUUGGAAAUGAAGCCAUUGUGAAAAGGCACAUUCUAGGAUCUAAAUUGUUUUAUAAAAGAGGGAGAAGACCCAAGUAUCAGAUGCAGGAGGAGGCUUUGCCACAGGGGAAUGACCCAGAACCCAGUGGAGACAGCCCGCUUGGACUUUGCCAAUCCGAGUGCAUGGAGAUGAGUGAAGUGUUCGAUGAUGCAAGUGACCAGGAUUCCACUGACAAACCGUGGCGCCCUUACUACAACUACAAACCCAAAAAGAAAUCCAGACAGUUGAGAAAAAUGAGGAAAGUCAGCUGGAAGAAGGAGCACGGGAACAGGAGCCCGAGCCAUAAAUCUAAGUACCCAGCAGAACUGGAUUGCGCUGUGGGGAAGGCUCCUCAGGAUAAAGCCUUUGAGGAGGAAGAAACGAAAGAGAUGCCCAAGCUGCAGUGUGAACUCUGUGAUGGAGACAAAGCAGCAGGGGCUGGACACCCAGGAAGGCCCCACCGACAUCUUACUUCUCGGCCAUAUGCCUGCGAGCUUUGCGCCAAGCAGUUCCAGAGCCCUUCCACGCUCAAAAUGCACAUGAGGUGUCACACCGGGGAGAAGCCAUACCAGUGCAAGACCUGCGGACGGUGCUUUUCAGUGCAAGGAAACUUACAGAAACACGAACGUAUCCACCUGGGCUUAAAGGAGUUUGUCUGUCAGUAUUGCAACAAGGCAUUCACCUUGAAUGAGACCCUCAAAAUCCAUGAAAGAAUCCAUACCGGAGAAAAGCGUUACCACUGUCAGUUCUGCUUUCAGAGUUUUUUGUAUCUCUCCACAAAAAGGAAUCAUGAGCAGAGGCAUAUUCGGGAGCACAAUGGGAAGGGCUAUGCCUGCUUCCAGUGCCCCAAAAUUUGCAAAACAGCUGCUGCCCUUGGAAUGCACCAAAAGAAACACUUAUUCAAAAGCCCAAGCCAGCAGGAGAAAACAGGUGAUAUGUGCCACGAAUACUCAAAUCCCUUGGAGAAUCAACAUUUCAUAGAUUCAGAAGACAAUGACCAAAAGGAUAACAUACCAACCGGUGUGGAAAAUGUUGUCCUUUGAAUGGCAAGAGUUAGAAAAAUCUUCAAAAAUAUAGUUGGUAUUUUUUUUAGUUAGUUUUAAGUUUAGUUUAAUUUUGUUCACAUAACGGUCAUGAAGGAGUGAAAUGUGUAAAAAAAAAAAAA